Messenger RNA from Porites lobata, 11189 nucleotides. The record is from the annotation of a GenBank genome assembly. Lineage: Eukaryota; Metazoa; Cnidaria; Anthozoa; Scleractinia; Poritidae.
AUGUUUUGUAUACCUUCGGUUAUUUAUAAUCAAGGUGAAGAAACGGAGGAACUAACGAGAAUGAGGCGCGAGAAGUGGAUUUCUGCGAUUAGCAGAGACGAUGUGAAAUACAAGGACAUCUUAAAGAGUGAAAGAGUUUGUGGCCGCCACUUCGUGUCUGGCAAACCUUCCCAGCGCUGGGAUAAACACAACGUCGAUUGGGCUCCGAGUUUAAACCUUGGCAAAAAGAGAUACAGAGAAAAAAGCUCCGAGGCGGCGACCGAACGGGCUGAAAGAGCAAAAGCUCGAAGGAAGAGUGCCUUAGAACAACAGCAACUCGAGGCGGCGAAGAAAAUGACACUUCUGAAUGAAAGCGGUCCACGGGUUGUGGAUAUAAAUUUUUCCAGCGAUUCAGCAAGUACCUUGGGAGAUGUUGAAGCGAUGGAUCUCGCGCAUGAAGAUGCUCCAGUUGUUUGUGCUAACGAAGCAGAACAACAACAAGAAAGUAUGGCAACUGGUGUAGAAACACAAACAGAAGCAUUCGAUUAUUUAUAUCGCAAAACUGUCAGAUGUGAAGCGCCCGACAAGGACGCUGAAACCCAAACAGAGGCAUUCGAUUAUUUAUAUCGAGAAACUGGCUGUUUAGAAGCGCCCGACAAGGACGCUGAAACCCAGACAGAAGAAUUUGACUAUCUUGUCCCCAAAAGUAGCGGCUAUCAAGCACCAGACAGGGAAUUCUUUAAAGGUGACGAGAAGGUGCGUUUUUACACAGGUCUGCCUUCAUACGAAGUACUCUUGGUGACAUUUGAACAUGGGACCCUCUUAUGCCAUAAACUAGUCUGAAAAUUUCCUUACCAUUUGCCCAAACUGUGAUCCGACCGGUUUACCCUUGUAAGUGGAAAAGAGCCUUGUUGUCGUAGUCUCGUAGUGAGGGCUAAAGAAUGGUACCAAUAAGUGUGACGAUACACGCGUAGUGAAAUUGAUUAUAUCACCCUGUUUAAACUUUAAGAUCGACUGAAGACCAUGAAAACCAAUUACCCUAUUCAGCGGCACAUACCCGUUUAGGCCAAAUAAGGGAGUUCCACGCGAGGGAAGUUAAACAGUUUUUUUUAUUUAUAUAUAUGAUGUGUUUUUGAUAUCGCUAAAACUCAUUUUGAUACGAUUCUUGCGAUGGGGAUGACCAGACGUUUAAAAGUGAUGUUAUACGAGACUAUUGCGACGACGAUUUUUAGGACACCAACGUUGAAACUUUCUUUUUUACCAUUUGAUAACAAUGUCGCGACAAUGCUGCGACGCUGUGUUACACUGAUAAUCGUCGUUGUGAAACGUCCCGUGUAACAUGGCCAUGUUAAAUGCUGUCGUCGUCGUCAGUUUGAUAGCCUGCGUGGCAGGCGUUCGAAAGGGAAUGGGAAGGGAAUUGAGGGCUUGAAAGCUCUAUUAGAACUUAUCGCGUUCUAGUUUAUAUAUGAAUAUCCGUGUUUCGUGUUAUCAAAAAGCUUAUACAGAAUUAUAUUGUUCGACAAGUCUCUUGUAACCGAUAAUGUCAAUUAUUGUUUAGAGUGGUUGGCCUAAACACAUUUGUAAUGUCCCCAAAAAGGCUACAGCGAGGGACCAGCGUAAGAGGAAGUGAUCUAUUAGUAAAUAAUGUGUUUAAUUCAGUAGCGUUGAGCGUAUAAUUAUGUUAAUGAGUCACAAAUCAGUCGUAGCACGUAAAGGUUUGCUUGUUGCAAGUAUGUUUUAAAUUACCUUAAACUGAAGUACAAUGUACGAAACGUAAGAACGUGACAGCUCUAGUGUUAGACUGUAUACUUUAACCCUGACCCAUCCUAGCUAGGGGGUGGGAAUCCUUUUCUGAUCCGGGAAGCCCAUUGUUUAUAAGCCCCCGGCUUCUAUAUAGGCUUCCUUGCCUUUGCCACUUUAAAGAUUUGAUCUUGUAAACAAUAGACCUUGUCACGGUUUUGGACGCCAUCUUGACGAGUAGGCAAAUGCGUGAGAAAUUACAGUAUUUGUAUGAGAAUCUAAUGUCGAAUAAUUUCCGUAGAACAGCUGGGUUAAAAAAAAAAAAAAUCAAUUGUAAACUAAAGCUUCACGCCUAAGGAUCGGCUACUGAAAAAAAUUGAGGGCGUUACAUGCGCUAGAAGACCUAGAACCACUUUUUAAAAUUUUCUAUACCGUUCUUUGUCUGUAAGAAAGUCCGGGGAAAAAUUACAGACAAAUAUAGGGAAAAUCCAAAGCAAGCCUCUGGAGAAAUUUAAGCACAGGUAUGCCCCCCCGCCAAAUUUUUUAGCGCAAUCCUUUGCCUUGUAGCUUUAGUUUACAAUUGAUAUUUUAUUGAUUAUUUCAGAACAGCCGUCAGUUAUGGAAAUUAUUCGACAUUCAGAUUUUCAUAUAAACACUGUAGUUUCUCACACGUUUGCCUACUCGUCAAGAUGGCGUCGAAAACCGUGACAAGGUCUAUUUAGUUAGAAAUGUGCAUUAUCUUUAAUGUACCAUAAAUUUCUUUACACUGUCGAUUGAAAAAAAAAAAAAAAAAAAAGAAAUGAAUGGAUGGAUGAUUCGAUUGUCGAAGCGAUUGCAAAAUCUCAGCAGUUUAGUUGGCUGCCGAGUGGGCGGACUACCCUCGCAAUAAUGGCGAGUGCCGCUCAUUUGAAAAUUCCAGAACCAGUUAACAUGGUUAACCGGGGGAGUCCUAAAAGCUACCAAAAUGCUGUUUUGUGGGGGUUUGGUCCAGCACCCUUAAGGAUUAAUUAAAGCCAAUGAAGGAGAUGUUGUUAGAACGUCCGACCACUGAGAUCAGAAUUAGAUUGUGUGGGCUAAAAAGGCUUAACAUUCUCUAGUUUAUUAAACGGCUUCCUCGACACAUUGAAAGUCGUCAAAGGCCGAUACACACGAGGGGUUUUGCUCCCGGAGCAUGCUCCAUGCUCAUUUUGCACGUGUCAGUACACACGAGGGAGCGUUUUCAAGUUCGCUCAAUUUGCUCCGGGCGCUUUCUCCCAAAUAUUUAACCGGUUAAAUAUCGUGGAGCAUUUUGCGGGGUGGAAAUUCUGCUCCCGAGGAUGAGGUAUACCCAUGAAAUCGUUGGUACACGCGGAGGAGCUUUGCUCCCGGAGCGUGCCCCUGGAGCAUGCUCCGGGAGCAAACCCCCCGUGUGUAUCGGCCUUAAGGCCCAGGUGUAGUGUUUGUUCAAGCUUUAUACAAAUAUUUUUGGUAGCUCCAGGAGCUGCUACAGAUCAUUUUGAAUUGAAGAGGUAUCGGUCUGUGUGAGGUGAGGGGUUGGCUUACACAAGCUAAGGAGGUAUCUGUUUUGCUUUACAUUGCAUUAAUAUGACAGUGCACCUUCAAGGACCAAUUCUACACCGUUCGUACGUCUGAAAAAUGUGUCCGUAACUGAGAAAGCUAUUUGAUAGAGAAAACCGAGAGUUGUUCAGUUAGGGCUUUGCGAACGGAAACUGCUAGAUUUACUUAAACGUUGGCACUUUAAUUAAAUUGCCAUUUGUAAAACUUGGCCCAAAUAGUCUUUACUGCUACUUUGAAAAAACAUUCAGAGACAUACAUUUUUCCCCGCAGGAUCCCGGUACUCCCUUUCACUGAGAUAGACAGCCUCGGAAAUGCGCAAUAAAAGUAUUCUUUUUAUCAUAGUGACGUUUACAGACAUCUAUAAUUAGUUCUAAGGAUAGUUGUGCGCAAUAAAACUAUCCUUUUUAUUAUAGUGACGUCAAUAGACAUCUAUAAUUAGUUCUAAGGACAAUUACCGGCCUGACGGUUUGUCUGUUCCAAGUUAAGAGGUAACCCUCCUUUGCAAAACGUAAAGUGUCUUUUAAAUUGCAAUUAGAGAUAGCAUCCUUUUCUUUCGCAUUGUUAACGAAUCUAGAUUAUGAAUACUCUUGUUUUGGCCUCUGAACAGGAUUGAAUGCGAUAGAUUCAGUAUUGACAAGGCCAUUAGUGGGUCAGUGGCGGGCUAGGGUACCUUCAGAAACUUUAAACCGUCUGUUUUUCUUGUCAAUGACACUCACUUCCGACAUAUGUUACUAAGCUUAACUUAUAAGAGUGGAAGUGAUUGCAAGGUUUGGUAAUGAUUGAAAAGGCCACAUGCAGUUAAAAUUUGGUAUAAAUUCUUGGUUUAAUCGUGUGCGCUUUACCAGAAACGUAGCCGGAGUACAGAUAUUUCAAUUCUGAGGUGAGUACGAAUAAUUUAAUUUAGUGCCCAGAGUAAAUUUUGUAGCAAUCUGCAGUGGGUAUGAAUAGUAAUCGUCAGUAAAGCUCAAAAUUCGUUUUCGCUGAUACUUUUUUAAAACAUUGAUAGAAUAUUGUAUCGUAGGUAACAAAAGAGGGUUAAUUUGGUCUAAUUUUUUGCGUUUAUAAGGCGAAUUAAAUAGAAUCGGUUUGGUCCGUUUUGAACCAAAAUGAACUCUUUGAUGAACUGAAAUUUCACUUUAUUCGUGGCUCUCUCAAGUUAGCGGGAUAAAGCCAAUAAAUGAUUUCUUACUAUGAAGAAAUAGUUCGCCCCUUGGUAAAUUAGAUAUUGUUUAUAUUGAAGACUGCUUACUGUAUAAGAUCCAUGGAGAGGCACGUGCACGUCGUUGCCUUUUCUGAAUGGCUCCAAAGUGACAUAAAAGUCGGUACAUAUACGCCAAAAUAAAUCCUCAGAAUAAGCUUUCUCUAUAGUUUACGGAUAGAUGUUUUAUGUUUUCUUUUCAUUUCUGUGGGAUCUUUUUAAGUUUUUCGAUACGACCUCCCCGAAGUUUGCUAAUGAGGACUUUUCGAUGUCCGCCAUAUUGAAACUGUGAGAAAGUACUGUGAAAAGGAGUAUUACUUUUGGAUAAAAUGAGUCUAAAAUUAUAAGUGCAAGUGAGAUUUAACUUGGUAGUACACAAAUGUCACUGCCUCUAUGUUAUUUUUAAAGUUAACGGCAAUUUGGCAAUGGUUUUAUACUGGACUCUGAUUCCAUGCAUGAUAUCGUGACAUUGAUUUCCUACACGUCACGCACCGACCCUUGACGCCAUCAUAAGACUUCAUCUUCACUUCGAAUAACCGGGGUGAGCGACUUCUGCACUGAUAUCUUCAGCUUUAUAUUCCUUUUCCUUUGGGUUUAACGGUAAGGAGGAAAGGAAUUCACAAAAUCUUUAUUUUGACUGCUUGAAGCCAUUGUGCAAAUACAGAACACUUGUGAAAAUAUUUUAUAUGUCUUCAAGAUUGUCAACACGGGAUUUUAAAAACAGAACUAAGCAAUCAGAUAAAGGUUCGGUCAGAAGAUACCUUCAAAACUGAGAAAAGUUAGAUUUUGGACGGGCAUAAAGUCGCUUAAAAUGGGGAUUAGUUUGAGACUGGCAUCAACAAGAUGCAUGAAAAAUAUUUCAGUACAUAUGUUUACAUUUGCUGAUGAGCUUCCGGAUAAUUGAAUUACUUUCGCGCAAUUCACAACCAGUCUUUACGGCAAGAAAACCCUCAUUUACCAAUAAUUUUACAAAACGGCAAAUCCUAGGAAAUUCGGUAUUCUCCAUCUUUCCCACUUCUGAAUACAUCCCGCAAUUUUCCUGGUGAGAAUUUAAUUAGGAAGUGAUCAGUCUCCUGCGUAGGAGGCGUCGAAAGGGGUAGGGGGCUAAAAAAUCGUGUGUUCACUUUCCGUUUUCCUGCACUUUACCGGGAUGGCUCGGCUCACGCCUUGUUUCCUCGUCAAAUUGUAGUUGACCCACUAGCUGAGAUCUCGUUUCGAGCAACUGGGAUCUCGUCAGCCUGUCUUCUCAUACAAACACGACAAAAAUUUUAUAAGGAUACAAGGCAUGAGCCGAGCCAGAACGAUAAAGCGGGCAAGCCGGGCUAACCGAGCUGGCUCACUUCAUAUCAGACAGCUUCAGUGGGUGCGAAACAGAAAUUGAUCUUAUGACUAUAUAGUCAGAGGUUUCUGUUUUCAAACACCAGAAAAGUCCAUGACAUGACUAUUUUCCCGUUGCCGACCUCAUGAGCUUGGAUUGGGUGACGAAAAUUUGAGUUUCGGUGCAGAAACUAACAGUGAAUAGUUCGGUCUGGAAUCGCGUAUAUAGGGUUUUCGCUAGCCUGCGAAAACAUCCGUUUCUCCUCGCUCUUCGCCGCUGGGGACGUUUCGCGCGGAGGAACGUCUGCGACUCAGCGACAAAAAUUCCAUACUGAUGACGUAAAAUCUGUCCGGAAUCUGGUCAGAAGCGCUGAUUGGUCGACUGAGUAGUUACAUUGUUUUAGCUAUUGUUUACGAAUGACAGACAAAAGACAAAAGGCCCAGAGGUCAAAUGUAAACGCGAAGAAUCUCUAGCAAAACAGUCAAUAUUUGUUGAAUAUACUCUUCUCUAGAAGAAGUAUUUGAGUUCUGCUGGAGCUCGUUGGCAGAUGAACACAAAAAUUUACCAAAAUCGACCAGAAGACACGUAAAACUGUACAAAUUUGUAUUUGGAACCCCAUGACUACCGGAUUUAUUUUGUAAACAUUGAUUUGCGUCAUCAGUAUGGAAUUUUUGCCACUGAGUCGCAGACGUUCCUCCUCGCGAAACGUCCCCAGCGGCGAAGAGCGAGGAGAAACGGAUGUUUUCGCAGGCUAGGUUUUCGCGGAAUCGACGGCGAAUGAAUGUAUUUAUUACGUUUCAAUUCCAAAUGAAUAAGAAAGAAAUAACCAAAUUCGACGUAGAUUUUAAGAAAUUUUUCUGUUGGCGUUCUAAUCUAAGCCGAAUGUUGACGAAUAAUUUUUUAGAGGUUAGAUCUGCAAACGGGUGUGAAAAAUGUCAUUUUUGGUCUGAGACAGGGCCAAGAAUUCCCGGGUUUAUCUCAAAUUGUCAAAAUUUUCUGGCAGAGCCCUCUAGAGAAACUCGCUCCUUCAGCGGUCUUUCAGCUCGUGCUGUGAGGGCUAACCCCAUCAGAAUUCGAAAAAAGCUUCGCUGUCCCUGAUUUUUCACUGUCCUCUCAGGGAAAAGUUAAUGUCAAACUGAAAUGUGCCUGGCAGGACCAUAACUAGUAGGAAAUAGAGCAAUUCAAAGGUAUAAUCGUAUAAUUAUGUCACUAUAACUAGUCGUGUCUUCCCACUUUCUUCCAUUGUCAGCUAUCUUUGCGCUUGCUACCAUUGAUGACGUUUGAAGUCCAUCAACAUAAAAAAGGGGUGUCAAAUCCAACGGCGGGGGUGGGACAAGGGGGAAGGGGCUUGGGGGCAAUAAGAAAGGUACUAUGUAAGACAUGCAAGGUAGACUGUAUAUUGUAAUUUUAGUGUACACUCUUUUAACCCGGAAUUUCCUUGAUUUUGUACAAGGAGCAACAAGAACAAAUACAGUGAAUAGCAAAGGAUUGCGAACCAAUUUUGUUUCGCAGUAGAGGAUAAGGAAAUAUACUGCGCGACUUUUGGUCAGCCGAAAUGGUAGCAGAUCUAGUAACGAAAACGAAGGAAAGCAAUAUUGUUAGUCACCCUAAAUCGUUCCUUUGAACGACCGAUUAACAUGUAAAAAUUGCAGAAAAGAACUGUUAAGCGGGGUUUAGUGUUAUGAGAGUUAAUGUGACUUGGGAAACAGAAAAGUGUCCUUUGUCCUUAUUAACCGGUGUCCGUAUGUGGCGGGUCAUUUAUAGAGAAAAUACAUGAACUUUUUGUCGGGUCACUGGAGACUUUCUCUUACUUCCGGGUGUCCAUAUUAAGCGGGUGUCCGUAGAGCGAGGUUCCAGUGUACCAUAUACUUUUCAGUUAUUUCUAGAAAACGUCAGCCUCUGAUUUUGAACGUUUUCCUAAUAAUGAUUCGCUUUUCUUAAGUCAGGAAAGUUUCUUAGAAUGCCAAGAAGAAUUUUGAGGAAAAUUCCAUUUCCGGUUCAUUUGUCAUGCAUAUUGCAUGACACAUGGAAUAAUGUUAUAAAAGAUGCGGGGUCAUGGAGAGUUUAAAGCGCCCAUGGAAUGAGACAAAAGGCCUGUUUACACGGAGGUGGGGGACACCAGGUAGGCGAGGUAACAUGUGACGGGUCACCCUACCUAUCAUGUAAACGUAACUUCAAGUUAAAAUGAGAGAUUAUAUGGACAGGCGGGUUACGCCAGCUAAGCGGGUUACCUCACCUCCAUGUAAACAGGCCCUUAUCGUACUAAAAAUGAAGCAGGUAAGUUAAUAACUCAAGCGAAGGAGAAGGGUAUACAAGUGAGAUUUGGCCAAGCACGUUGGAGUCUAAUGGGCUUUUGGCCUAGUCGCAGCGCGAGGUCACGCAGACGGACGCGAUAACAAACAGUUACCGCCGAAGUCUGGUGCGUUCCUUGUUGCUUUUCUUUACAUCGGACUUUUCUACAGGUGAAUUUGGUCUAUCUAAAAGUUUAUUAGAGAUUUUUAUAGUGAUAAGUGGUGAAACUAUGUGCCGUUUGAUUGUAGCGGUGACCUUCGUUUUGCCUGUCUCCGUGAUGUAAGACAUUCCAACAUGGCGGAAGGCGAAAUUGUGCUCACUUAAGAAGUAUUUGCCAAAAAAGUACAAAAGGUCCCAAACAAAUAAAGUUGUAGAAAGUUAAAACCAUCCUUUAAAGAUGACCAAAAGGUUUCCUGGUGAGAUUCGUUGCGUACCGCGGCAUGUUCUGACAUGUUUGUUUUGACCAGCCAUCAAACCAAAUUCAGAAAGGAUGUUGGUGUGCUUCCUCAAAAAAUCAUAUGUUUUUUGUGAGCAGAGUUAGCGAGCUGUUGUCGGAAUCAAUGGACUAAAGUAACUUUAGUUUAACUGGAUAUUCGUAAAGAUACUCUAGAAAGAUGGACUAAAUGACUGAAUAACUUUGUGAAAGUUGGCAAAUUUUAAGGUAAUUACCACGAAAAAUACCGUUUACAGUUAAAAUUAAAUUUCUUUCAAACGAAACCUUAUUCAUUCAAAUAAACUUUGAAAUUAUAUGUAUAGUGCCUGAGCCUACAAAUGAACAAAGUAUAAGCGAAAUCAAAUUUUGAGCUCUGUCCGCCGCCCGAUAUUUGAAUUGAUUCUUACUGAUAUCUCCUCUUAAUAUUCAUGAAUUGCACGCAACUUGCUGUUAUCUAAGCAAACUGCAUGUAAGCAAGUGGCAGUAAGUAUAAGGAAAUCAAUCUAUGGGUUGAAAUAUUUUUCGUGCUAUUUUUCCUUGCUAUGAUCGCGUCCACCCUACAAGAUCUGAAAUACUUGGCUCUUCAACCCAGAAAGCAAUUGCCUGCAAUUAAUUAUUAAUUAUUAAUUAAGUAAUUGUUCCUCUUAGACCCUGUUUACAUGGAGUGGGGGACGCCCGGUCUAGUGGGUAGGUUUCUUUUAUUUUGUGUCCCCCAGAGCGUGAAAACAAAAGAAACCAACCCCACUAGACCGGGAUCCCCCACUCCAUGUAAACAGGCCCUUAGAAUGGAAUAACCUGCUAUUUAUACUAAAAAUGAUUUCAUUGCCAUUAAUAGAAAGUGGCAUAUUGUUCAAAGCCUAAAGUCCAAUGAAGGGAGGCAUCGACGUUUGAUCUUGCCACUUUGUAUUACUACGCGGGUAUCGCCAUUCAAAUCAUUUGUAAAUUGUAGCCAAUUCGAGUUUUAUUGAUUUAUUAUCGAUCUUAUCUUACUUUUUUUUAUGGGGGAGGCUGAUUCCAUGCCGUUGCAUUGUCUAUAUCAAAGAAAAUAAAUGUCAUUAGCGUGCAUUAAUUGUCUGGACAACACAGCCUCAUAGAUGGGACCUGUUUUUGAGCUACAGAUUACCCCCCAAAAUCACUACUAUUAUUUGCUUUACCAUUCGCCACUUAAGAAACGAGAAGGGGACUUCUUAGCCGAAAAGCUCCCCGCAGUUGUCUCUGGUAUCGUUACUGGGGUCGAUCGCACCCGUCAGCUUUUGGCGGCCUAUUUUUCCCCGGACGUCCUUGUAACAGUCCCAGACGUCUUUGCGAAAGUCACUCGGUCCAUCUUCUACAUGAUCUUUUAAGGGGCCACAAUCAUAUCGUGCAGACCACUUUCUCUUCACUGAAUUUUCGGAAGCCUACUCGUACCAUCAUUAAAUGGCACGGAAUCGGUGGCGUAGUCACACCGUUGUCAGAGCGCUUCAUCAUGAAUUAAAUAUGCACUCCAGUCCUUUCAAACAAAAAUCAUCAUAACGCAGUUAAGAUCUAACGAUUCAACUCAAUCUGACUCCAGUACCUUAUGGUUCAGCCCUUUAAGAUUUUGUAACUCCUUUACACCGCUUUUAAGUUUGGGUGUUUGCAUUAAGACUUUUUGUUGAGGUACAGACGUAGCCGUUAAUCCAAAGCCAUGCUGUCAACAACAUAACUUCGGGAGAUUUUAUAGAGCCCAUACCGAUGCUGGUUUCUGGAGCUUUGUGGUAACACCAGAGCAAGCUUUAACGUCCGUGACCCCAUGAUUCCCCUAUUGAAGUUAAAUAGAGGUCCUCGAUCCUAGGCCGGAAAUUCAAACAAAGUUAUUCAUUGUCUCUAUACCGUUGGUCUAUCCUAAUUAUGGACCAGAAGGUUUACAAUUGGGUCCAAUUAUCACAUACAAAUCACUUUGUAUGGGCAACAUUAAAUUAAGAAUAAUAAAAAAAACUACUCGCUGAAAGCAAAAAGUAUAGGUCCAUUAGACAAUGAGUACUUUGAUUGACUUUCUCAUUUCGAAAAUUUCACAUCCACAGUUUUGCUCGUUCCUUUGGAUAAGAGAUCCAUAACCUGAAUAACGGGCACAGUUGUCUUAAUUAAUAAACAUAAACGGAUGAACAAUAUAUUAUUCGUGACUCGGCGCUAUUUACCUUAUAACCAGACUUCCUUCUAAAGGGCGGUUUAGACAGUAUUAGGAAUCUUGAAAGCAAAAUUAAAAAGGAAAAAAAAAAGGUAAAACUUUCCCUUGAAAACAGUUCUUGACUCGCCCCAACGGAAAGUCUGAAAAGGUAGUCGGAAUGCUCCAAACCGAAAUCUCAUUCCAUGAUACCAGCUUCAGGCUUUCGCGGCCGUUUUUCGGUAAAUGGAACUGAUUUGUGCAAAACGCGAUUCCCGGACGAAAUUUAGGCCAGUCCUGAACUUUGCUUAGCAUUUGUCCAAUCCGCGAACCGACCGCUCUGCCGAUGCAAAUGGUAGAAACCUAUUUUUUUCUAUUUCUGUCUUUUUUAUAUAUAUAUCGAUCCAAAUGUCGAGUUCAUCAAAUAUAAUAAAUAACUGUCAGUAUUGAAGACGAAUUAGUAAAUUUAUUUAGAAUUUACUAUCUCCACAGAGUCUCGCCGUGUUACAUGUACAUCCCGCGAGUGAUCUCGCAGUUUAGAGGAUAUUAA